Gongylonema pulchrum is the source of this 399-nucleotide messenger RNA. NCBI's taxonomy places the organism in Eukaryota, Metazoa, Nematoda, Chromadorea, Rhabditida, Gongylonematidae. The record is from the annotation of a GenBank genome assembly.
AUGAACGAUGUUGGUGCUCAUAAUGGUGAAUGUGAUGCGACGCUUCUGAGGGAAUUGUCUGUGCUACUUGAACGCUGUGCCAUAAGCGAUCCUUUCAUUAAGGUGUACAUAAAAAGAGAAGCACCACAGCUGUUAAAGCCGGCGAUGUUUCUUAUGCUUCUGGCAGCUACGAGCAAAUUUAACGUGCCAAAAAAGGCCGAUUCUACGGACAUAUCAGCAUUUUGUGCGGGUUUCGCUUGCAUUCUACUGCAAUUCAAUGCCAUACACGAAUUCUUUGUUUUGUGUGGCACAUAUGUUUCAACGGUGAUACUUACCACUCGUGGAGCUGCGAAACAACCGAGCAUUAUGCCAGCCGCUCGAUUCAUUGCGCAUUACUCCUCCCUGCCACCGAAUGUAUGA